Messenger RNA from Electrophorus electricus (electric eel), 3331 nucleotides. NCBI's taxonomy places the organism in Eukaryota, Metazoa, Chordata, Actinopteri, Gymnotiformes, Gymnotidae. The record is from RefSeq and is a predicted model, not a curated record.
CCUGGGCCUUUGUAAGUGAGUGCUGGGAUCAGAGAGGUGGCUGUCAUGGUUAUAAGCUGGUUGUUGUGACAGCGAGUUGUAUAAGAGCUGUGAGGAGUCUGUGGAAGCUUCGUCCGGCGAUAAUGUCUCCUGCUUUCAUAUUGCUGCUGCUACUGGACAUCACAGUCCGGCUGUCUCACGCCAUGAACAGAGAGGAGAAGCACCGACUGAGGAACCAAGUUGUCGAGAUGUUCAACCACGCGUAUCAGAAUUACAUGGACCACGCUUACCCAGCAGACGAGCUGAUGCCAUUGACCUGUCGGGGCCGGGUACGAGGGCUGGAGCCCAGCAGAGGAGAUGUGGAUGAUGCUCUGGGGAAGUUCUCUCUCACCCUCAUCGAUACUCUUGACACGCUUGUGCUGCUGAAUAAGACAGAGGAGUUUGAAGAAGCUGUGAGGAGGGUCUUAAAGGACGUGCGACUGGACAACGAUGUCGUCGUGUCCGUCUUCGAGACCAACAUCCGAGUGCUUGGGGGGCUGCUGGGGGGCCAUUCCAUGGCAGUGAUGCUGAAGGGAGGAGGGCAGCACAUGCUGUGGUAUGAGGAUGAACUCCUGCACAUGGCCAGAGACCUGGGUCUGCGUCUGCUCCCAGCAUUCAACACCAGCAGUGGCCUGCCUUAUCCCAGAAUCAACCUGCGUCAUGGAGUUGUGGGUCCUGAAACCCGAACAGGCACUGAGACGGACACCUGUACGGCCUGUGCGGGAACCAUCAUCUUGGAGUUCGCUGCCCUCAGCCGAUUCACUGGAGACCCCGUGUUUGAAGCCCACGCCAGGAGAGCUCUCGACUUCCUCUGGGAGAAGAGGCAGAGAAACAGCAACCUUGUGGGAACAACCAUCAACAUCCACUCAGGGGAGUGGGUCCGCAGGGACAGUGGUGUAGGAGCAGGCAUCGACUCCUACUACGAGUACUUGCUAAAGGCGUAUGUUCUCCUGGGAGAUGACCAGUUCCUCCAGCGCUUCAAUAUUCACUAUGCCUCUAUAAUGAAGUACAUUAGCCAGCCCCCCCUGCUGUUGGACGUGCACAUCCACAAGCCCCGCCUCCCUGCACGCACCUGGAUGGACUCUCUGCUGGCUUUCUUCCCUGGCCUGCAGGUGCUGAAAGGAGACAUCCGUCCAGCUAUAGAGACCCACGAAAUGCUUUAUCAGGUUACCAGGAAACACAACUUCCUCCCUGAGGCGUUCACCACAGAUUUUCAAGUCCACUGGGCACAGCAUCCCCUGAGGCCUGAGUUUGCUGAGAGCACCUACUUCCUUUACAAGGCCACAAGGGACCCGUAUUAUCUGGACGUGGGGCGCACCGUUCUGGAGAACCUGAACCGCUUCGCUCGCGUCCCCUGUGGCUUUCGCUGCUAUGAAGGGACGUGCGCACGAGGGAGCCAUGAAGACCGAAUGGACUUUUUCCUGGCGGAGAUGUUUAAGUAUCUGUUCCUGCUGUUUGCGGAGGAUGAGGACUUGCCCUUCGACGUGGAGGAUUAUGUGUUCACCACUGAAGCUCACUUGCUGCCCCUCUCGCUCUCUACGGCCCUGCGCUCAAGCUCGCCCCCGCAGACAACUCCACAGAUCUCAGACGAGUUGGAUGAUGCAAAUUUUGAGUGGACGUGUCCCAACACACGCCUCCUUUUCCCUGACCCCGCCUACCCACGGAGCCUUCGCGAGCCAAUCAGAAGCGCGGUGGACAAGAGCUGUCCCCGCCCUGCCCCUCCUCGGGAGGCUGGGUUGGGUCGUGCUCCCCUCAGGGCUCAGGACUUUAUGGCCAACAGCCCUGAGCACCUGGAGCUCCUCAGACGGAUGGGGGUCAGUCUGAUCCACCUGAAAGACGGUCGGGUGCAGUUGGUGCAGCAUGCCAGCCAAGCGGUGAGUGCAGUGGCGGCGGAGGACGGGAUGCGGUUCAUGCAGGAGAUGAUGGAACUGUCCAGCCAGCAGCAGAAGGAGCAGCUUCCUCCUCGUGCUGUCCAGAUCAUAUCACACCCGUUCCUUGGCAGAGUGGUACUGACCGCCGGGCCGGCACAGUUUGGAAUGGACCUUUCUAAAAGCAGUCUGGGGGUUCGAGGUUUUGUCGCUGUAGUUGAACCCUACUCUGGCUGUUCUGAGCUGACCAAUGCUGAGUUUGUGGCCGGUCGCAUUGCCCUGCUGCAGAGGGGUCAGUGCAUGUUUGCUGAGAAGGCCCGACACAUCCAGAAAGCCGGAGCCAUCGGGGGUAUCGUCAUAGACGACAACGAGGGGAGCAGCAGUGACACAGCGCCACUAUUCCAGAUGGCGGGAGAUGGGCGGAGCACGGAUGACGUCACUUUGCCCCUCCUCUUCCUCUUCCACAAGGAAGGGAGCAUCCUUCUGCAGGCUCUCAAGGAGCACAGGGAGGUGGAGGUUCUGCUGAGCGAGAAAGCUCGAGACAGAGAAGCCAUAUUUAAGGGGCGGGCCUUUCCUGGCGCCCUGUCAGAUGGCAGUGUGGAUGAGACAGGGGAGGAAGAUUGCUGCGCAGAGGACCACAGUACUCCCGCCCACUUAGCAACACCUGACCAGUCACAAUUCACAACUCAGGAACAAGAGUUCGCGGGAGAGGAGCCAGGAAGAUCAGAGGCGGGGCUUAGCAAUGACACACCCUCAUCUGCAGAGGAAGGACCUGUGGAGGACGAUAGUUCUAAGAGCCAAUCGGUGGACUCUUUAAUGGCUGAUUGGCAGGAGGAUCUGGAGGCAUUCAAGCAGAUGGAGAAGGAUGAACUUUGACCUCAUGCUGUGACCUCCGAUUCCAGUGAUUGGUCACGUAACACAGCCAUUAAAAAAAGACUGAAACAUCACCAUGUAUAAUUUUGGACACUUUCAGACACACCUGGUCAGUAGGGCUGUUACCUGUGUGUCGUUCUCAGGUGUUUCUUACAGGGCAUGGCUAACUGCUUACCUGUGCAAUUUCCCUUCCUCGUAUCCCCGCCUCACCCGCCAACGACGGGGUCCAAACUGCUCCAUAUCUAGUCUGAUCUCUUUAUAUGUCUUCCUUCUUCCAGAUCUGUGCAUAUCUAACACAUGGAUAUGUUAUGACCAUUGAUGUAAGCGACUGACAGAAUAAGUUAUCGACUGGUUGAAUCAUGACAAAUCGUUUUCAUGCAAUAGGAUUUGUACUUAUUUAAUUUCUUGACAGUGUUUACAGGGUUACGUUUGAGCAAGAGGAAUGUGUUUUACACAGGGAGAAAAAAUGAUCAUAUGGAAUGGGUUGAUCGAUGUCACUGUAUAUAUGUAUGUAUGUUUGUAUGUUUCUGUCUAUCAUUUUCAUAAUAGUAUGAGAACUGGACUCAAACAAA